Caretta caretta (loggerhead turtle) is the source of this 982-nucleotide messenger RNA. RefSeq names its product NADH:ubiquinone oxidoreductase subunit B6 (gene NDUFB6). Gene Ontology annotation, biological process: mitochondrial ATP synthesis coupled electron transport; mitochondrial electron transport, NADH to ubiquinone. The record is from RefSeq and is a predicted model, not a curated record. Gene Ontology annotation, cellular component: respiratory chain complex I. Lineage: Eukaryota; Metazoa; Chordata; Testudines; Cheloniidae.
UAGACGGCUCGUCUCCCUGAGCAGUAGGGAGCGUGUGUGGUGACGCCACCCGCGCGCGCCGCUUGCGGGGUGUCCUGUGCUCGCGAAGGUCGCGUUUCCGGCGCUGGGCCGUCUCGGGGCUCGGGAUGUCUGGCUACACCCCCGACGAGAAGCUGCGGCUGCAGCAGCUGCGCGUCCUGCGGCGCCGCUGGCUCAAGGACCAGGAGCUGAGUCCGCGCGAGCCCGUCCUGCCCCCGCCGAAACUCGGGCCGGUGGCCAGGUUCUGGGAGCGUUUCCUGCAGCCGGGCUCCUUCUGGCGGCUGCAGACUUUCAAGCUGUACAAAGGUGGUGUAUUUACUGUAAGAUGGAUACUUAUUCCUGCCUGGGUUAUUCACUACUAUGUCAAAUACCAUGUAAUGAAAAUGCCAUAUGGUGUUAUUACAGUGAAGCCCAAAGUAUUCCCAGGUGACAGAAUUCUAGAGACAGGAGAAAUAAUCCCACCAAUGGAAGAAGAGCCUACUGGUCAUCACUGAAGGUAUAGCAGGAAUAGAAAACACCAUCUCCAGACCUUUCUUUAGGGCAGAGAAUAAAUGGCUAGUUAAGGAAGUUACUCUCAUAGUAACAAACUGUUCAUGAUUGACUGUAUGAAAUGGACUCUAGAAGUAGGCUUUCAGUCCAAUGUACUAGUAGUAAUACAACCUUUUUGUCUUAAUAGGCAACAGAUUAUCUGUAUUUUAUCCAUUGUAGCAACCAAUUAUGUAUCUCUACUCAUGUAAUUGUAUUUAACCAAACAGGAAGACACGGCAAAAAAACAUAUCAGCUCAGCAGGUAAUGCACAAGUGCAGUAAAAUUUAGAAAGGAUUUUGGAAAGUAACUGUCCUACUUUUAAGUCAGAUAUUAUUGAGAAAUAAUUUUAUUAAGAUUAUUUUACAUAGCCUCUUUGUUUCAUUCAUUGUGGAAGUCCUACCUGAACUAUGAACACUCAAGCAAUAUUGUUAGGUUU